This is a messenger RNA of Rodentolepis nana, 879 nucleotides long. Lineage: Eukaryota; Metazoa; Platyhelminthes; Cestoda; Cyclophyllidea; Hymenolepididae. The record is from the annotation of a GenBank genome assembly.
AUGUUCCCUAAUGACAUGGAGGAUUGGGAAGGUGAGCUAACUCCCAAAGAUCUUGCCCUUGCCACCACGGUGUCGCGUAAAUCGCUACGGCGUAGCAUGUUGCCUCUUCAUCAAAUUGGCUCCCCAAUCCUAUGUUCUCCCUCUAAAGUUGCCGUUCGACGAAAGAGUGUUGCUGCUUUUAUGGGUCAUUCAAACGAAUCUCCCAUCGCUUCAUCUACAAGACAGUUUCUUAGUACCUCUCUCGACAGUAGUUCUCGUGUGCAUGAAAACGCAACGACCAUAUUACCUAAGGAACCCCCUUCUCAACCAUCUACUGUUGUAUCUCCCAUUCAUAGUUUUUCUCCGGCGAAAAUGGACGCCGAUCAUGAUCCUUGCCAUUCUUCUAAAAAUCCUCUUCCCAAAUCACCCGGUAACGUGUCUAAACCCAAGACACCACCUAAAGCAAGUCGAUCGCUUCCUCUUCGGGAAAGCGUGGAUGAUGUAAUGAAGAAUUAUGAACAGGAAUUGGAGGAAUGGCCAAAAUUUCUUGCUAGUUUGGAGGAGAAAGCCAAUACCCCAUUCAAAUCUACUUUAACUCCAGAGGAAAUCUUGAACGACUCCGUAUUGAAACAUUUUGUUGAAUUUAUCUUCCCUGAGCAAUCCACCUGGCCAUCUUCCCUCGAAAUCCAAUUCCGAAUCAAGAAGGCCUAUGCACGUAUUGUAGAUGGAUUGAUACGUACCAAAGUGGAACAGGAAAAUAUUACACGACAUUUGGCAGCUCUUCGGGAGAUCAAAUUGAAAGAACUUCUUCCUAAAUUGGCCGAUAGUCCUAGCCCGGUGUCGCUUAAGGAUUUAUCGGACUACGUACCCUUUCUCGAUGAGACCGAUGAGUUAUUGUAA